GACUGACGUGCAACUUGCUGACGGAAAACUUCAUCACGUGUGUGUCACAUGGAAGUCAUCAAGCGGCCAAUUUAAAGUGUACAAAGAUGGUGCUUUGGUCAAAACAAUUGAUAACGUCAAGAGUGGCGAAAAAUUUAACGCCGGUGGAACAUGGGUGAUUGGUCAAGACCAGGAUUCUGUGGGAGGUGGUUUCCAAAUUGUAGAUUCCUACAAGGGUAUCUUGACCGAAGUCAAUAUUUGGAGUAAAAUUCUUGGUUCCGGUGAAAUCCAACGUUUCGCAAACGACUGUGGUUUGCCGAUGCAAGGAAACUACAAGGCUUACAGCAAUUUUACAAUCUCCAAAGCUACUGGAUUGAUUAAACCGUCAUGCUGUUCCUAG
Molecule: messenger RNA, 379 nt
Organism: Paramuricea clavata
Lineage: Eukaryota; Metazoa; Cnidaria; Anthozoa; Malacalcyonacea; Plexauridae
Source: the annotation of a GenBank genome assembly